Vespa velutina is the source of this 1126-nucleotide messenger RNA. RefSeq lists its product as uncharacterized. NCBI's taxonomy places the organism in Eukaryota, Metazoa, Arthropoda, Insecta, Hymenoptera, Vespidae. The transcript is spliced from 4 exons. The coding region runs from base 127 to 1002 and encodes 291 amino acids. The record is from RefSeq and is a predicted model, not a curated record.
UUUGAAGUGUCAUUCAAAUUGUGUAUUAGAGUCAGUAUACAUAUAUGUUUGAAAAGAACAUCAUUUUAAAUUCAAUCUCCGAACACAUUGUAAUAAGAUUAAUUAAUUAUACAUUGUUGGGUUACCAUGGAAAUGAAACUAUUGCGUGUAUUAAUGUAUAUUAUGUUUUUAUUUGUGUUAUCAAUCGUCGCGCAUGCGAAAGAGGAAAAGUCCAGCAGAUUUAAAAUUCAACCAAUCAGAACCGAUCCGUUAAAAACAGCACUAUUUAAAAUACAGUCAAAUGCAGAUUAUCUGAGAAAAUCGUUUGCGAGAAAUAGAGAAGAUUAUUUAGAAAUUAUUGAAGUUAUAAAAACAAAAAAUAAAUCUGAUCGUAAAUUAAUAAUCAUAGAAUUAAUUCUAGAUAUUGUGCAUUCUAUUCAAGAAAGUUCAACAUUAAUAGAUAAUGCCAGAUCUAAUAUUAAAAAUGAAGCUUUUCCAAAGAGUGAUGGUAUUAUAAAUGUGAGAGAAUCGUUUGCGAGAUAUAGAGAAGAAUAUUUAGAUAUUAUUAGAGCUAUAAAAACAGAAAAUAAAUCUGAUCGUAAAUUAUUAAUAAUCAUGGAAUUCAUUCAAGAGAUAGUGCAUUCUAUUGAAGAAUAUUCAACAGAAAUAUAUAAUGCCAGAUCUAAUAUUAAAAAUGUAACUUUAUCAAUGAGUGAUGAUAUUAUAAAUGCCUGGUAUACGAUAUUGGAGAACGUAUCUUUUUUUGGAGAUCUUGUUUUUCAUUUCCCAGAUAUAGUCGCAAAAAUUUUAAAAUUUGAAAAGAAAUGGAUUGAAAUAUUAUUGUUGUCCGCGCAAUAUACUGAUUUAAUUGAAGAUUUGGUGGAUGAAUCUAGUUGUGCUGCAAUUUCAUUAGCUAAAAAGGAACUUAAUAAAAUAAAACAAAAAUCUAAAAAAAAAUAUUAUUUGCCUAAUAAAAAGAAGUCAAAGAAGAGUUUCUCAAAAUACACGAAAUUGGAAUUAUAAACAUUCUUGUGAUAGUUUCAAUAAAAUAUAUUUAAAAAUAUUUUUUAAUUUAAAUAAAUUUUAAAAAGAUUUAUAUUUCGAUUCACAUCAUAUUAACAUUGAUAAAAAUCUUUUCUAACUUUAC